Cokeromyces recurvatus is the source of this 271-nucleotide messenger RNA. RefSeq lists its product as uncharacterized. The transcript has a single exon. NCBI's taxonomy places the organism in Eukaryota, Fungi, Mucoromycota, Mucoromycetes, Mucorales, Mucoraceae. Bases 64 to 219 code for a protein of 51 amino acids. The record is from RefSeq and is a predicted model, not a curated record.
GUUAAGGAAGGUGGGGAGGAGGGAAAUCUGCACUAUCUCUUAGUUUCUUAAUGGUAUAAUCUGAUGUAUGUUCUUAAUGUAUAUAAAAUAAAAGAAUGGUCUUUGAUAAUGGAUAGUACACCUAUUCAUAAGUUAGUUAAGAUACAAGCUCUUAUUUCUUAUUGCGGGUAUAAUUCCAAGUACCUUAUCAUCUAUUCCCCUUUUCCGAAACCUAAUUAAGAAAAUAGGGGAGUUGAAAAUCAAGUUAGGCGUUAAACGAAACAAAAGAUAG